ACAAACAAACACAUUGGGAGUGUGUGGGAUUGUGUUAUUAAAUAUGUGGGUUGUUGAUAUGAUGUUGGGGGUUGUGCUCUCAGUUGUGUUGUGGGUUGUGUUGUCCAUUGUUAUACCAAUGUUUUGCUUUGUUGUUAUGAUGUAUCUGGUCAUGUUGUAUGCUGUUCCUAUCGUGUUGCUGGUUGGUCUUAUAAUGUUGCGGGUUGUUUGUUUCAUCUAUUUGGAUAACUACAGCGAGCUGGAAGAAGAUCCAGAACCCCCCACGUUCGAUGAAACAAUAUAUGCCUUUCAACAUUAUAUAAUGCCGGUCGUUGUUCUUAAGAUGUUGCGGAUCAUAUCGUGGAUGUUGCAGGAUCAGAUGACGAAGAAAAUGGCGAGAGUGAGGGAUGAUCUCACGAAGUUACAAGAAAGGCUAGAAAAGGCCUACAGCAAGUUGGAGUAUGCUGAUGAGGAGAUGAUGAUUGUCCCGUAUGGCACCACCAACACCUUGUUUCAUAAUUUGAGAGCUGUUUCCAAUGACUUGCAAGACUUAAGUGAUGAUUUAUUUAAGCAUGAGGAUAAAUUGAAGACAAUGGCUAGAAUGGCGGAUUAUGAGGUACACUGGUAUUCUCCCUUCAUUUAUGUAUACCUGCUCCUGAUUUUUUUCCCCCAGCAAAUUAAUAGUCAAAAUAACACUCUUAAAAAUAUUGACUCUAGAUUGGAAGAGAUUCUCAAACAAGGGUUAAACAAUGGUUUGACUUUAUUUAAUCUUAAUACCACUGUAGAACAUGAAAUUGAUCUAGUUGGUGGAAUAGAGCAAGAUACUGAAAACCUAGUGGAGAAGUUAAUGAUCACCAGUAGUUCUCCUGGAGUCCAUGUUUAUGGGAUUGUUGGGGAGAGAGGCAUUGGCAAAACAACUCUAGCUAGAAAAAUCUUCAACCACCAAACAAUUAAAGAUAAAUUCCAUUCGCCACCUCCGAUAUGGGUAGAUGUUCACAUGAAUUCUACUUUUCAUACAAUAAUGAAUUCCAUAAAUAAAUUUGAUGGUGAUUUAAUUCAAGAUAAGGAAAUUUUGGUGGUUCUCAAUGAUGUUAAUGAUUCAAAAGUACUAAAAGACAUGACGACGGACUAUAUGCAUUUAAUCACUAAUGCCAAUGUCUUAGUUACAACUAGAUAUGAAAGUGUCAUAACUCAUGAGGGCAUUUAUAAACAUAAGUUGCCAUUAUUGUCCGAGGAGGAUGGUUGGGCCUUGAUGUGUAAAUUAUUAUUUCAUGAUGGUGAAAAGGGGAACAUGCAACACUUUGAACAAAUAGGUAAAAAGAUGGUGAACAAGUGUCAUGGCCUUCCACUUUCAAUCAAAACCAUUGCUAGGAUCCUAAAUGCUAAAGAGAAAAAUCAUAGUGAUAAGUGGGAGAAGGUCCUAGAAAAUAUUAUUGUUUCACUAGAACUCUCAAAUAAAACACUACCUAAGACCGUUUAUUUGCUCCCUUAUGAGAACUUGUCACCUUAUAUCAAGCAAUGCUUCAUCUUCUGUGCUUUCUUCCCCGAGGAUUAUAUCUUCGAGAAGAACAUUUUGAUCCAACAAUGGGUCGUUGUUGGGCUCGUGAAAAAACCAUCAAUGUCAACAGAAGAAGAGAAUGGAGAGAUGCAGCUUUUGGAAGAUGUAGCAAAUGAUUACUACAUGGAACUACUUGAAAGCAAUAUUUUACAACCAGCUGCUGCAGAAUGCUUUUAUUAUGAUGAUAAAGCCAUGUGCCAAAUGCAUGGUAGUAUGCGCUCAUUUGGUCAACAUUUGGUUCAAAACUAUGGUUAUUUUCAAGGUGAUGUACAAGCAUUGGAAGAAGCCGCAACUUCCCCCUCGUCAUUUUCCGCACCAAAGCUACAUCAUUUGGUAAUCACAAAUAAUGCACCAUUGAAUGUAUUUCCAAAUAUUGUGAAAAAACAAACAUCGGUGAGAACACUCAUCUUCACAAGCAAGCUUGAAAUAACCAAGCUACCCAAAGAUCUCUUCCAAAAGCUCAAGCUCUUGCGGAUUUUGGAUAUAAGCGGCUCUGAUUGUAGAGUCCUACCGAACUCUCUAGUCAAGCUCGUGCACCUGCGUUACCUAAAUCUCUCACGUUUGCCCAUCAAAACACUUCCAUAUGCUAUUGGGAAUCUCAUCAAUCUACAACACUUAAUCCUCAGGUACUGUGGAAGUUUACAAUAUCUCCCUGAGAGCAUCGAAAGAUUGCAUAAGCUCAGGAGCAUCGACCUUCACCAAACACCACUCACGAGCACGCCAUUUCGGAUAAGUCAACUACCUCAAUUGACUUGUCUCGUUGGAUUAGUGGCAAGUGACUUCUACGAAAUUAGCACACUGAAGAAGCUCCAAAUACGCCAAGAACAUAUUAAUCUCACUAAUCUCACGCUUUCUUGUCGAGGAAAGGGUCAACCAUAUGAAGAAGCCGAGAAGGAGAAAAUGCAAGAGUGCUUUGAGGCUCUCAACCCUUCGUCCACAUUAAUCCAACAUAUCAAAAUCAAUGGUUACUUCGGCCUAGAAUUCCCUCGAUGGAUCAUGGAUUUACCUUUUAUUAAAUUGAUAAGGCUUGACUUGCUCAAGUGUAAAUAUUGCACGGAACUUCCACCAUUGUACCACUUUCCUUUGUUAGAACAUCUUCGUGUUGAAGAUGCAUGGUCCAUAAAGCACAUUGAUUUAGACGUUGGACCGUGGAGCAAUGUUCCAAGCUUAAAGUCAUUAAUACUGAAAGACAUGCCAGAGUGGGAAGAGUGGACAUGGGAGCCAUAUCAAUCUCAUUUGCUGAAGCCUGUCCUCGAAUUACUGGAGAUCAUCAACUGUCCAAAGCUCAAGUCUCUUCCUCAAGGUCUUGCUUACCAUGCAGAAAGUUUGGCCACUCUCACAAUCUACAAAGCACACAGCCUUGAAAAAGUCGAAGGAUUCGCAUCACUAAAAACCGCCACAUUUUUCAGCAACAACAAUCUCUCCGUUAUCUCUGGUUUUCCAGCAACUUGCAAUUUCGAGAUUGAUGAUUGUCCUAAGUUGGAUGUUACAUUGGUUCCACAAACAUCCCCUACAGACGCGUGCUAAAGACUCAUCCCUGUAAGGUGGUUCAUAUUCUAAAUUCAAAAGGAUUCUGAAUCUAGUUAAUGCAAAACUCCUGCAUCAGUGCUCCAAGUAUCUCCUAUUGGCAUUAGUAUAUAUCUGGUUGUCCACAGACUUAUUACCACUUCUAUGCUUUCUCUGUGAAUCACUGCAAGAGGAUCUUCACGUUUAUAUAGAUUGCAAUAAAUAAUAAAUGUAUAAAUAAUGUAUCUAUCCAGUCAUGUGAAUAAUAAAUAAUGCAUUCCUCCUGCA
Dioscorea cayenensis subsp. rotundata (Guinea yam) is the source of this 3331-nucleotide messenger RNA. Its product is annotated as putative disease resistance RPP13-like protein 1. Gene Ontology annotation, biological process: defense response to other organism. Gene Ontology annotation, molecular function: ADP binding; protein binding. The record is from RefSeq and is a predicted model, not a curated record. The transcript is spliced from 3 exons. Lineage: Eukaryota; Viridiplantae; Streptophyta; Magnoliopsida; Dioscoreales; Dioscoreaceae. Bases 44 to 3064 code for a protein of 1006 amino acids.